GCUUGGAUUUGCCCUCUUAGGAAUGGAAGAAGGGGGCGGAGGCCUUUCAGGGCUUUUGGGCCAAGUGGGCCGGCCCGCAAAGCUGGCACUCUACAGAGGCUGAGAGACCCGGGGUGGAGGAAAGCUCGGGGGCCAUCGCUGGGCGCUGAGGCGACGGGCAGAAACCACACUGGCAGUGCCCACACGUGUAUGUUCUCUGAGUCUGCCCCAAGACAGGAUCUUGCCUUGUUGCCCAGGCUGGCCUCAAACUCCUGGCUCAAGUGAUCCUCCGGCUUCAGCGUCUUUGAGUAGCUGGGACUGUAUGUACCUGCCACCAAGCCCAACUCUUUCUCCUCCCUUUUGCCCAUCCCAUUUCUCCUGCCCACUCUCAAGAUGUAGCUCCCAUCUGCUAUGAGCCUUCCCCAGUCUUCGGCCUCCUGGGUUUCCUUUCCUGAUUCUGAGGACACUUGGGGUUAGGACCCAGCUGCACCCUGAGCUGUAACUAUUGCGUGUGUGUCUCUGUGCUCCUGUAGGGUCAGAGUCUGAGGAUUAUACUCAAGUAAUGAAAUUCUCCCUCAGUGGGACCUCCUUUCCUUCCUGCUGUAGGAGAGGGCUUCAGGAAUCAGGACAGUUCAGAGAAGACGGCAUUAGGGUGCAAAAGAGAUUGUCCUCUGAGGCCUGCCUAAACCAUUUUGCCUCCAUGGCUGAGGCCCCCUCCCUUCUGCUCUGUCCCCUACCCUGCCCACUGCUCUCUUCCCCCUUCAGACGUCCCCCACACCACCUGUCUGUCCUCUUGAAUUCCUGGUGGGAAUCCCCCCUUCAAUACAUUCAGGCUCUGUGCCCCUCAGUCAGUUAAUGUGCCACCUGUUUUUGCCCUUCUCCCCACCGCCCCCCCCCUCUGUCAGCUAAUGAUUAUUCAGGGAACUUAACCUGCUGUCCCUGUCCCAAAUCUGUGAAAGUUCUCUUUCGGGCAAGGGUCAUGAGAGUUGUGCCAUGGCCAUGUGACUGCUGGUUUCAUCCCACUCCCUCUGUUGUCUUGGUCCUACUAUUCUGAAAAGCUAAUUGUGUACCUUGUGGCCAGCUCACCUGAACAGAGACUUGAGCAGAAGGCCGGGACUGGGCACCAGUGCUUGGAGGGUCUUGCUGGUUAGGUCUGGAGGGUCUUGCUGGUUAGGUCUGGGUGGGGUGUAGCACAGGCUGAAUGGAGAAUGACUCCUACUCUGCUCACAGAACUUACCUGAUGGCUGAUUCAAAACUACUCCCUUCCCCUGGUGGGGACCCUGUGGCUGUGGAAACCUUGCUCCAGGACGUAUUUGGGAUUGUUGUGGAUGAGGCCAUUCGGAAAGGGACCAGUGCUUCUGAGAAGGUCUGUGAUUGGAAGGAGCCUGAGGAGCUUAAGCAGCUGCUGGAUCUGGAGCUGCAGAGCCAGGGCGAGUCACAGGAACAGAUCCUGGAGCGUUGCCGAGCUGUGAUUCGCUACAGUGUCAAGACUGGUCACCCCCGGUUCUUCAACCAGCUCUUCUCAGGGUUGGAUCCCCAUUCUCUGGCUGGGCGCAUUAUCACUGAGAGCCUCAACACCAGCCCGUACACAUAUGAGAUCGCCCCCGUGUUUGUACUCAUGGAAGAGGAGGUGCUGAAGAAACUCCGGGCCCUGGUGGGCUGGAGCUCUGGGGAUGGGGUCUUCUGCCCUGGUGGUUCCAUCUCCAACAUGUAUGCCAUAAACCUGGCCCGCUAUCAGCGCUACCCAGACUGCAAGCAGAGGGGCCUCCGGGCACUGCCACCAUUGGCCCUCUUCACAUCAAAGGAGUGUCAUUACUCCAUCAACAAGGGAGCUGCUUUUCUGGGACUUGGCACUGACAGUGUCCGAGUGGUCAAGGCUGAUGAGAGAGGGAAAAUGAUCCCUGAGGAUUUGGAGAGGCAGAUCAGUCUGGCUGAAGCUGAGGGUGCUGUGCCGUUCCUGGUCAGUGCCACAUCUGGCACCACUGUGUUGGGAGCCUUUGACCCGCUGGAUGCAAUUGCCGAUGUGUGCCAGCGUCACGGACUGUGGUUACACGUGGAUGCUGCCUGGGGUGGGAGCGUCCUGCUGUCACAGACACACAGGCAUCUCCUGGAUGGGAUCCAGAGGGCUGACUCCGUGGCCUGGAACCCCCACAAGCUCCUUGCUGCAGGACUGCAGUGCUCUGCUCUUCUUCUCCAGGAUACCUCGAACCUGCUCAAGCGCUGCCAUGGAUUCCAGGCCAACUACCUUUUCCAGCAGGACAAGUUCUACGAUGUGGCUCUGGACACGGGUGACAAGGUGGUGCAGUGUGGCCGCCGUGUAGACUGUCUGAAGCUGUGGCUCAUGUGGAAAGCACAGGGUGGGCAAGGGCUGGAGCAGCGUAUCGACCAGGCCUUUGCUCUUGCCCGUUUAUAUGGCUGUCUUCUCCUCUCCACCUGCAAUUUGUCACCCUCUGUUCCCAGGUACCUGGUGGAGGAAAUAAAGAAGAGGGAAGGGUUUGAGUUGGUCAUGGAGCCUGAGUUUGUCAACGUAUGCUUCUGGUUCGUGCCUCCCAGCUUGCGGGGAAAGCAAGCCAGUCCACAUUACAGCCAAAGGCUGUCUCAGGUAGCCCCUGUGCUCAAGGAGCGCAUGGUAAAGGAAGGCUCCAUGAUGAUUGGCUACCAGCCCCAUGGGACCCAUGGCAACUUCUUCCGAAUGGUGGUGGCUAACCCCACUCUGACCUGUGCUGAUAUAGACUUCCUCCUCAACGAGCUGGAGCGGCUAGGCCAGGACCUGUGAGCCUUCUUCCUCUAGAGGCCUCAGUGCCACCCCUCACCCCACUGAGUCUCUCUGCAUUGCCUCCUGUGUUCUCAAAAUAGCCUCUCUAGGAAACAAAGUAGGCUUAAGCUAUUAGGAGAAUGUUUAAAUAACUAUAUCCAUAGGAUGCAAGGUUAUUCUUUCAUUAAAAUUAUAUUUACAAAGAAUUUUUAUUAAUUGAGAAAAAUAAUAUAAUGUUAUGUUGAAAAAGCUGGAUAUAGGACUAUAUAGUAAUGAGCAAUGUUCUGAAAUACAUAGGAAAAGGCUGAUGAAUGAACAAUGCCAGAGUUUGUUUUCCCUGAGAUAAUAGGCAAUUUUAAAAUUGACCCCUUUAUACUUUUGUGCCUUCUCCUUUUACUGUGUAAUGAAUAUGCAUUAUGUAAUAGGAACAUAAUAAAAUUAAAAUUUCAAGUAUAUUA
Messenger RNA from Ictidomys tridecemlineatus (thirteen-lined ground squirrel), 3192 nucleotides. NCBI's taxonomy places the organism in Eukaryota, Metazoa, Chordata, Mammalia, Rodentia, Sciuridae. The record is from RefSeq and is a predicted model, not a curated record.